GUUCCACAAUACAAAAAUCACACUAUUAGCAAGUGAAUGUUGAUGCGUACACACACUAUAUCUUGAAACUAGCAUUUUCGAUUCACAUAAAUUCUCGACGGGCAACAUCGUCCAUGUCCGCGUUCGCUCCGACAGCAUGCAGAGGUCGUGUGGCGUUAGUGACAGGUGGUGGAUCUGGUAUUGGCCAUGAGGUCGCCCGUCAACUUGGACUGCACGGCGCCAAAGUCGUCAUCAUGGGACGGCGACAAGCAGUCCUCGAACAGGCGGUGAACUCGCUGGUGGCUGACGGCAUCGAUGCCGCGUUCUUUGCAGGGGACGUCCGUCGACCAGAGGAUGCUCAGGCCGCUGUCGAAGUCGCCGUGAAAACCUUUGGCACGUUGAACGUGCUCGUGAAUGGCGCCGCGGGGAACUUCCUCAGCACCGCGGAAAACCUCUCGACGAAUGCAUUCCGCACCGUCUUGGAUAUCGACGCGGUUGGAACGUUCAACAUGAGUACUGCUGCCUUUCCCGUUCUCAAACACAACAGCGGGGUCAUCGUCAACAUCAGCGCGAACCUGCAUCAGCACGCGACAUGGUACCAAGCUCACGCCGCCGCCGCCAAGGCUGCCGUGGACAGUUUGACGCGAUCGUUGGCGCUGGAGUGGGGUCGUUUCAAAAUCCGCGUGGUUGGGGUCGCACCAGGACCUACUGCUGACACCCCUGGCAUUGCCAAACUGUCGGGCGGCAUGGAGGACUUGGCGUCCCAGGUGGUGCCGCUCGGACGCAUGGGAACGAAGACCGAAAUCGGGCAAGUUGUCGUCUUCGUCGUCUCGUCUGCGGGAGCGUACGUCACCGGCGACACCAUCUUGGCAGACGGCGGACACUACCUCCAUCAAGACCCCGUCGUGCCGCCAGACAUGGUCGCCGAGUGGUCUCGCAAACGGGAAAAAACGACGAGCAAACUGUGAUUGGAUAAAAUGCUAGCAUCAGACUUUGAUUGGAUAAGAUACCACAAAUCAAACAGUAUUUGAAUGGAUAAAAAGUGU
Molecule: messenger RNA, 1025 nt
Organism: Aphanomyces astaci
Lineage: Eukaryota; Oomycota; Saprolegniomycetes; Saprolegniales; Verrucalvaceae
Exons: 1
Coding region: 114-947 (277 amino acids)
Biological process (GO): fatty acid catabolic process
Molecular function (GO): 2,4-dienoyl-CoA reductase (NADPH) activity
Source: RefSeq, a predicted model, not a curated record